Molecule: messenger RNA, 2224 nt
Organism: Oreochromis niloticus (Nile tilapia)
Lineage: Eukaryota; Metazoa; Chordata; Actinopteri; Cichliformes; Cichlidae
Biological process (GO): immune response; antigen processing and presentation
Cellular component (GO): MHC class II protein complex; membrane
Source: RefSeq, a predicted model, not a curated record
AACUCAACUUCCUGAUUUUUACAACUCAGUGCCAACUUUAACUACUGUUGUCAAGGUGUGAUGAUUCAGUCACCUCGCUCUUAUUUACCAGACAGCAUGUCUCGUACUGACAGUUUUCUUCCUUUCCUCGUGCUGUUGCUGGUCUUUUCAACAGAAGGCGCUCUCUUUGGAUAUUAUAUGGCUCAUUGCCAGUUUACUUCCCCUGACGGCCACGAUGCCGUGUACGUGGAGCAGUUUUACUUUAAUAAGGUGUUAGAAGGCCAAUACAACAGCAGUGUGGGGAAAGUAGUCGGUUACACAAAGAACGGAAUAGAAGUUGCAGAUAAGCUCAACGGUGACAAGGACUUUAUGAAACAUGAGGUAUGGAAAUCAAACCUUUGCAAAAGAAAUGUCCCACUGAUUUAUGAUGAGCUCCAGAAUUCAGUCGAGCCCUACGUUUGGCUGAGGUCUGUGGAUGCAGCAGACAGCAGACAUCCAAGCAUGCUCGUCUGCAGCGCGUACAACUUUUACCCAAAACAAAUCAAAUUGACGUGGCUCAGGGACGGAAAGCAGACAACAACUGAUGUGACUUCCACAGAGGAGCUGCCAAAUGGAAACUGGCUCUAUCAGAUCCACUCCUUCUUGGAGUAUACACCCACACCUGAGGAAAAAAUCUCAUGCAUGGUUGAGCAUGCAACCCUCAUGAAGCCCAUGAUAUAUGACUGGGAACCAUCGCCUGACUCAGGGAGAGAUAAGAUUGCUGUUGGUGCAGCAGGGCUGCUGCUGGGUUUGGUGUUUUCAGUUGCUGGGCUCAUUUACUACAAGAAGAAAUCCAGUGGGCGGGUCGCGGUGUCAACAACCGAGGUUUUAUACCCCGAUAUCAGACUUCUUCCUAUUUUCAUUCGUGAUUCCUAUUUUUUCAUCAUGCAUAUUCGCUGCACUUUACUGCUAACAAGUGUGUUCCUCUUAUUUUCAAGAGCAGAUGCUUACUUUGGUUACGGGUUGAUCCGUUGCCUGUUUACUUCCAAAGAUGAUGUUGUUUAUCUGGCACAGAUCUACUUUAAUAAGGUGCUUAUGGGUCAGUACAACAGCACUUUGGGGAAAUAUGUUGGCUACACAGAGAAACUGAAAGAAGUUGCAGAUGAACUCAACAAAAAAUGAACGUUUCUUGGAACAAGAAAAAAGAACGAACAGAAGUGCAGAACCAACAUCCCGCUAGUGUUUAAUGUGCUUUCAAGACCAGUUGAGCCCACAGUCAAGCUGAGGUUAGUUGAGUCACCAGACAGCGAACAUCCAGGCAUGCUCAUGUGCAGCGCGUACAACUUUUAUCCCAAACACAUCAAACUGACGUGGCUGAGGGACGGAAAGGAGGUAACUACUGAUGUCACGUCCACUGAGGAGCUACCCAAUGGAAACUGGCUCUACCAGAUUCACUCCCACCUGGAGAUUAUACCCAAACCCGGAGAGAACAUCAGCUGCAUGGUGGAGCACGCCAGCCUCAUGGAGCCCAAAUUUUAUGACUGGGAACCAUCGCCUGACUCAGGGAGAGAUAAGAUUGCUGUUGGUGCAGCAGGGCUGCUGCUGGGUUUGGUGUUUUCAGUUGCUGGGCUCAUUUACUACAAGAAGAAAUCGAGUGAGCGGGUCGCGGCGUCAACAACCGAGGUUUUAUACCCUGAUGUCACACUUUGAGUCGGAGCAGCCUUUUGGAUUUCACUGAGAUUUUGGUCCCGAUUACAUAAAAUGUUGUCGUCGACUUCCUUGUCUUUAAACUCCCGUCUGAGCUUUUCACAGAGACUCACAUCAUCCACAUUUUCUCCUCACACUGUAAACUUGAUCCAAACUCUGCAUCACAUUAGCUGAGCUUCCACCAGCAAACAGCUGUGUGCUGUUUCCUGUCUGCUUUGUUUUGGAAAGAAGAAUUGACAAAGUGAAUGUAACAUUAUGGGUUUUUAUUUUUAGCUUACUCUACUGCCCUCAAGUGGCCAAAAAUCAGUUAAUGCAGGUAAACCUUCAGCACAUAUUGAAAAUGGCAGCUGUAAAGCACUGCUGGGUGGAAACAGGAAAUGGGCAGUAAGGGCAUAACAUUUGGGGAUUGCAGAGAAAACGUGUAAUUAUUCAAAUUCAUGUUUGUCUAAUCUGUAUAACAAACACAUAUGUCAUCCUAUCCCAGCUACCCUGGUGUGGAUGGUAAAUCAAUUUUCAGCAUUAAUGUCAUUUACCUACUGAUAUUAAAUCUAAAACUUUU